CUUUGUCACAUUCUCGCAAAAUGGCGAUCAAAGAGAAGUCUUCUAUUGUCGACCCUAGAUUUGAUACGAGCAGAUGGAAGGAUAAUACAGUAAAAGCCUCCACCUCAAAAGAAGAUCUUGAUCAAGAACAGGAUGAGAAUGAGAGUUCUGAGGACGAUGAGGGCUUCGAAGAAGAGGAUGAUUACGAUGACGAGGACGAAGAAGAUGAAGACGACGAAGAGGAAGAGUACGAUGACGAAGAUGACAUUGCUCCACCAACCGGUGGACCUGUAGUAAAACCAUUAUCACGAGAAGAAUUGGAAAAGUAUGAAGAAAAGCAACGUAAGAAAGGAAUAAUUUACAUUUCCAGAAUACCACAUGGAAUGACAGUUGCAAAAGUUCGACAUCUUUUAAGCGGAUUUGGAGAUGUUGAAAGAAUUUAUUUACAAGAUGGACGUGAAAAAGAACGUGGUGAACGAUUGACGGGAAGAGCAGCAAAAUCCGCUCAUUUUACAGAAGGUUGGGUUGAAUUCGCUCAAAAGAAAGUGGCAAAAACUGUUGCUGAUAUGUUGAACGCUCAUCCUAUCGGUGCAGCUUCUGGUGGCAGUGGAGGUGGAAAAGGCGGUAAGAAGGCUGGCGGGAAGAUGUCUGCAAGAAGAUGGAGAGACGAAGUUUGGACGAUGAAGUACUUAAGCGGCUUCAAAUGGGGCAUGUUGAGCGAACAAUUGGCAAACGAGAGGGCUUCAAGAGCUUCUCGAGUGCGGGCGGAAUUGAGUCAGUCCACCUUUGAACAAAAGGACUACCUACGCAAAGUGGAAAGAGCCAGAGUCAUGCGGGAUAAGCAGGCUAGAUUGGAUGCAAAGCUGCAAAAACAACAACAACAGUCUGAUACAACAAACGGUUCAACAAACACAAAAACUCUCAAUCAACCACGUCAACACACGUUCAGACAAAGAGAAGCCGUCUUACGGGAUGUGCGGGAACAGAGAGAUACAACCAAGAGAAAGAACGAAGAUGGUCAUCCAGAGAAGGAUCGCCCCUUCAAAUCAACAAAACAAGAUACACAACCGCCCAAAUCAACUGCAGGCAGAUCAAACGCCUUGCAAGGAGCCAUGUCCAAGAUCUUUUGAUGAUUUUAUGAAUUGCACAAUGUACUAUAAUACAGCAUGAAUAAAUUUUACAAAUUAGUCU
This is a messenger RNA of Meira miltonrushii, 1170 nucleotides long. RefSeq lists its product as uncharacterized. Bases 21 to 1109 code for a protein of 362 amino acids. Gene Ontology annotation, molecular function: RNA binding. The transcript is spliced from 2 exons. NCBI's taxonomy places the organism in Eukaryota, Fungi, Basidiomycota, Exobasidiomycetes, Exobasidiales, Brachybasidiaceae. Gene Ontology annotation, biological process: endonucleolytic cleavage to generate mature 5'-end of SSU-rRNA from (SSU-rRNA, 5.8S rRNA, LSU-rRNA); endonucleolytic cleavage in ITS1 to separate SSU-rRNA from 5.8S rRNA and LSU-rRNA from tricistronic rRNA transcript (SSU-rRNA, 5.8S rRNA, LSU-rRNA); endonucleolytic cleavage in 5'-ETS of tricistronic rRNA transcript (SSU-rRNA, 5.8S rRNA, LSU-rRNA). The record is from RefSeq and is a predicted model, not a curated record. Gene Ontology annotation, cellular component: nucleolus.